AAACCAAUUCGAUGUUCAUUUAAUAGGAAAUUUGUUUGUGAAAGAGGCCACUUUAUAGUUUCAUAUUCAUAAGUUGUUUAUCAUCUAAAUACUUUAGUCAAUUUAUUGCGGAUUUUAUCAUUAAAAUCUAAAUUUAUUGGAACUUUCAGUGUUGUUUAAAAUACAAAGUAACUACAUGUACAAGCGAGUGUGAGAGUCUGGCAGGAUGAAGACUUCUUUAGCAUUGCUGUUUGUCGUUACCCUCCUGAUUCCAGGAAUAAAAGCCGUUUGCUGUAAUGAUAGCUGGAUACCUCAUAAUGGUCACUGUUAUUACAUUGGUUAUGGAACGCCUCUUACGUUCUCUGCUGCGCAAGUGUACUGUCAUGAUCGAGGUGCUUAUCUUGUCCGGCUUGACACGUUAGCUGAAAAUACUUUCCUGAAAGAUUUACUUAAGAAAACUAAUGCUGGGAAUACGUGGAUGGGAUUGACUGACAGGACUCAUGAGGGAAUCUGGAGAUGGUAUGACACAAACAGUCAUGCAACAUUCUCUGACUGGGGUCCAGGAGAACCUAACAGUUAUGGUAAUCGCAAUGACGAUUGUGUGCAUUUCUACAAAAGCGUAGACUAUAAAUGGAAUGAUAGUGGUUGUCAUAACAAGUUUACACCUUUGUGCGAAAAAAAUUAAAUGUCCACUCAUCAAAGAUAUAAAAAUUGACUCAACCAUAAUGCAUGAAAAUAGGUCUGCAAUGACAUACAUAAACCUUUGUGCGAAAAAGAUUAAAAGCAUUUCUCGGCGUUGUUUAUCGUGUAUCAUAUUGAAAUGAGAUCAAAAUGUAUUAUUAAUAUUAUUUGAAAAACAGCCAAUCUCGGCAAAUAUUGCAAAAAUCGUUUCAAAUAAAAAUGAGAUGAAUAAUUAUUAGCAAUUUUGCAUCAUAUAUGUUGUUCGAUAUUCUAUUGAUAAAAAAUUCUAUAUAUUGACUAUACUCAUGUUAUGUAUAUGUUUUAAUUGAAACAUGCUGUUUUUUAGACAAAACUUUCAUUUCCGCUUUAAUGUCACGAUCUGUUUAGCAAAAAGUUGAACGAACAUUUCGUCAUCUGUUAUAAAUGUCUUUCUUUUAAGAGAAAGACUUGAUGUCGAAAACUUAAAAGAAAGGUUUGUUUUUAUGGAAUAUAUUAUAUAAAAAUUGUUUUAAGAGCAUUUGUUCAUGUCCGUUUGCUUAUAUUUGAGCUCAAGCUUCUGACGUAAUAACAAAAGAAUUCAUCUGAGUUUUAUUUCUCAGAUUUUUGUAGCUGUAGAUUCAAAAAUGUAACUUUAUCGUUUUCAAUAAACAGAAAUAAUUAAAGACUC
Messenger RNA from Ruditapes philippinarum (Manila clam), 1327 nucleotides. Its product is annotated as perlucin-like protein. The record is from RefSeq and is a predicted model, not a curated record. Bases 206 to 664 code for a protein of 152 amino acids. The transcript is spliced from 5 exons. NCBI's taxonomy places the organism in Eukaryota, Metazoa, Mollusca, Bivalvia, Venerida, Veneridae.